Molecule: messenger RNA, 867 nt
Organism: Caenorhabditis bovis
Lineage: Eukaryota; Metazoa; Nematoda; Chromadorea; Rhabditida; Rhabditidae
Source: the annotation of a GenBank genome assembly
AUGACUGACGACUUGAUUAAAGAGGGAAUACGUCAAAUAAUUGCCGGAGGCUCAGCAGGUCUCAUUGAGGUCUGCACGCUCCACCCCCUCGAUCUAGUGAAAACUCGUUUGCAACUUCCGAAUAACAAGGGCAUGAUGCAUUGCAUUGCAUCAACUUAUAAGCAUGAAGGAGUACUUGGAUUUUAUAAAGGAAUAAUUCCUCCAAUUCUCGCGUCGACUCCAAAAACUGCAAUCCGAUUUUUAACCUAUGAGCAAUAUAAGAAGGUUCUUUGUGAUCCCGAUGUUCAUCCAACACUAGGUCUCUCAAUGGCUGGGCUACUCUCCGGAAUGACAGAAGCCGUUAUAGUAUGUCCACUUGACGUAGUCAAAGUUAAUUUACAAGCCGACCACAGCGCAAAAGGGAAAAAUACUAUUGAAAUGGCGAAGAGCAUUUAUAAUGAGAAUGGGUUUGGUAGAAAUGGCCUAUACAGAGCGGUUUGGACAACAAUGCUUCGAAAUGGACUUUUUAAUAUGUUCUAUUUCGGAAUAUAUGAUGGUUUUCAACCUAAUCUACCAGAUCCAAAGGACCAUCCAACUGCGAUCUUUUUUUCUAAGGUCUUGUUGGGAUUCGUCGCCGGUGCAAUUGGAUCAUGCAGUAAUAUACACUUAGACGUGGCAAAAACUAGGAUCCAAGGGCCUCAACCAGACCCAAAAAUUCGAAAAUAUUAUGGAAUGACACAAACAAUUCGAGUGGUAUAUAACGAAGAAGGAGCCCGAGCCCUAUGCCGAGGUUUAUUACCGAAAAUAAUGAGACUUGGACCGGGCGGUGCAAUAAUGAUAAUUGCCUACGAGCAUAUUGAUGGAUUCCUCAAACGUAGUUUUAACUGA